AUGAUAUCUGCUUCCAGCUGGAAAUGGCUGACGCUGAGUGUAAACGAUCGCAGGAAAAUCCCGAUCAAGCUUCUCGUCAAGACAUUUUCCUCUGGGAAACCCGAGAAAAUGGUCCUGAAGUGUCUGAGCGAUCUUGGACUGUGUGGAGAUAAGUUCUGGAGCUCCGAUUCCGACGCGACAUCGCGCCCACGCCAAUUAGUACGCCUGGAUAGUUGA
Cooperia oncophora is the source of this 216-nucleotide messenger RNA. Lineage: Eukaryota; Metazoa; Nematoda; Chromadorea; Rhabditida; Trichostrongylidae. The record is from the annotation of a GenBank genome assembly.